This is a messenger RNA of Anopheles nili, 7174 nucleotides long. RefSeq names its product probable chitinase 10. Gene Ontology annotation, molecular function: chitinase activity; chitin binding. NCBI's taxonomy places the organism in Eukaryota, Metazoa, Arthropoda, Insecta, Diptera, Culicidae. The record is from RefSeq and is a predicted model, not a curated record. Gene Ontology annotation, biological process: chitin catabolic process; carbohydrate metabolic process. Bases 1 to 7173 code for a protein of 2390 amino acids. The transcript is spliced from 10 exons. Gene Ontology annotation, cellular component: extracellular region.
AUGCCCACGCCUAUCCGAUGGUUCGGUCGAAGUGAAAGCAUCAGAAUGAGUCCCACACCGUUUAAAGGGUUGCCGAUCGUCGGUAUCGUCUGGCUGGCGGUUACCGUGACUGCAAUAAGAAUCGAGCGACCGGAACCAGCUGGGUUUUUGCGGAGCAGCGUGGAACAGAUACCGCCCCAUGGAUUCGAGAAGCAAGUGGCCGCAAGUGGAGCUGAUGAGUUUGGCAGUAAAUCGCUGCCAUUGCGCAGCGCCGUCGAGAGUGUUCCGGCGAAUCUCGUCGACGAACGGCUUCCGCUGCGUGAUGCGGUCGAAUUUCGCAUCCUAGAUAUGGACCACGAAAUCAAGGACACCGUAAGCAAAGUCAAAUCGGUGGUGACGCAACAGCAGAAGGUGAAGCUGUUGCCAAUUUCCACGCAGGAUGUGGAAACCUUCCGGGUGCUGCCGUACCAGGAUAAGUAUGCGGCCUUCGUACUGCCAUCUGGACCCAGCGAACGGCCCAUGCCUUAUCGUGCUGGAUCACCGUACCAGCAGCUGCUGAACAGCAAGGAUGUGGCAAUGGUACAAAACUCAUACCAGUACAUUGCGAGCUAUCAAAAAGCCGCGUCCGAUGGCUUCAAAGUGGUGUGCCACAUGACGAACUGGGGGUUUUAUCGUAAGGGCGAGGCACAGUUCGUUCCGGAAAAUCUGGACCCAAGCCUGUGCACGCAUAUCAUCUACUCGUUCGCUUCGUUAGACCCGGCGUCACUGACGAUGAAGGAAUUCGACAGCUGGGCUGAUUUGGACAACAAUAUGUACUCUCGCACGAUCGCGAUGGCUGGUGGCGUGCCUGUUCUGCUCGGACUGGGAGGAUGGACCGAUUCCGUGGGCAAUAAGUACUCCGAAAUGGUUGGCUCACCGUCCAACAGGAGAAACUUCAUCACCAACGCCAUCACGUUCCUCAAGAAGUAUGGCUUCUCGGGGCUACACAUGGACUGGAACUACCCGGUGUGUUGGCAGAGCGAUUGCUCGAAGGGAUCGGAUAGUGAUCGGAACAACUACAGCAAACUCAUCCAGGAGAUCGCUAGAGCUUUCCAGGCGGAAAACCUCCUAAUCAGUACCAGCAUUUCGGGGUACAAGGAAGUGCUCAUGGUGGCGUACGACAUUGCGGAGCUUACGAAGUACGUUGAUUUCAUGGCGGUUAUGACGUACGAUUACCAUGGCUCUUGGGAGGAACAAACUGGCCACGUUAGUCCGUUGUACGGCAGCACAACCGACCGAUACCCGCAGUACAACACGGACUAUGCGAUGCAGCUGUUGGUGCAGAUGGGAGCUGACAAGAGUAAGCUAAUCGUUGGUGUACCAUUCUACGGACAAACGUUCACUUUGGCCCAAUCAACGCGAGCAAUUCCGGGUGAGGGUAGUGCCGCGAUCGGACCCGGAACGGCGGGUGAUGACACGCGGCAACCGGGCAUGUUGGCGUACUACGAAAUUUGCCAGCGUGUGCGCAAGCAAAAAUGGAAAGUAGGGCGCGAUUCCGCGAUGAAAUCCGGCCCGUACGCAACCAACGGGGACCAGUGGGUGGGUUACGACGAUCCUAUAUCGGUCACGGCGAAGGCACGCUACGUUGUGAAGUCUGGUUUUGGUGGAAUGGCAGCGUGGACGGUUGAUUUGGAUGACUAUCAGAACCGUUGCUGUGAGGAAAGCUAUCCGGUGUUGAGAGCCAUUAAUCGGGCUCUUGGAAGGCUUAGUUCGUCCGCACCGAAUGGUAUGGAUUGUUCACGACCAUCCCAACCCGUCACACCGAAACCGGCUGAGAUGACGUUCAGUCCGGAUAGUGGACUUGCCGCUAGUACAACGUCGACUCCGGCGCAUUCUCACACCACGUGGCCAUCGUGGUCUCCGGAUUCGACUUCCACAACGAGAAGAACCACUACGACGACGACGACGACGACCGCCAUGCCAACAACGACUACAACCACGACAACAACGUCAACUACGCCAAGGACGACUGUCACCAAGAGAACUACGCCAUCCACGACAACCUACAGCCCGACGAGUACGCCCGGAACAACCAUCCCUGUGCCGGGGCUCGUCAUGCCGGAACUAAGCAACGCAGAAAGCUGUGAAGGCAAUCAAUACAAGGCGCAUCCGACGAACUGCAAUUCCUACUACCGGUGUGUGUUGUCCGAGUUCAAGCAGCAGUUCUGUGCCGGUGGUCUCCACUGGAAUGAUGCCGCAAAGCUGUGCGAUUGGCCCGCAUCGGCAAAGUGUGAACGAGAUGGUGGAACACCUGAAACCACCGAGACGACAACAACCGCAAGACCCACCAGGACUCCUUCACGGCGAACGACAACCACCACGGUUACGACGGAAGAACCAACAACGACGACGACAACAUCCCGUCCAACGCGUCGUCCAACGGCUCAGGUUCCAAACACACCACGUCCAACACGCCCCGCCAAAAAGCCAGCAACAACGACGAAAAAACCCAUCAGCAACCCAACGGAAAGCUGCAACAAUGGCGAGUACUACGCGCACAAGAGCUGCGAUAGCUUCUACAUCUGCGUGAACGACAAGAAGGUGGCCCAACAGUGCGGUCCGGGUUUGUACUGGAGCCAGGCGGACAAAAGCUGCGAUUGGGAGGACAACGUUAACUGUGUGAGCAACGAGCAGUACUUUAGGUUGCUGUCGAUCGUGAGCGCAUUUAAGGCACUUUCCGAGGACGAUCCGUGUGAUGGGAACUCGCACGUUCCGUACCCUGGCGAUUGCAACCAGUAUUUGGUGUGCAACUGGGGUCGUCUCGAGUCGGCAAGUUGCGCCGAUGGAUUGCACUGGAACCAGCAGUUAAAGAUCUGCGAUUGGCCCUCGAAUGCCCGGUGUGCUCAGGCCGGUGUCCCCGAAAGCACGGAGAACAUAUCCGACGAGAACGGUGCCUGGCAGGGAUCCGGUGUGGACAUCGAUGGUCCACAGCACGUUGCAUCGACGACGGAAAAACGAACUACCACAACGACACGGACGACAACGGUGGCACCAGCUACACCACCGCCAGUGUUGGAACCACUCUCGGGGUACUACAAGAUGGUGUGUUACUUCACGAAUUGGGCCUGGUAUCGGAAGGGCUACGGGAAGUACACACCGGACCACAUCCGUACGGAUCUCUGCACGCACAUCGUGUACGGGUUUGCCGUGCUGGACUACUCGUCGCUGACGAUCAAAACCCACGACUCGUGGGCGGAUAUCGAUAAUAAGUUUUACGCGCGCGUUGUGGCCGCCAAGGAGAAAGGCGUCAAGGUGACGCUCGCCAUCGGUGGGUGGAAUGAUUCGGCCGGUGACAAGUAUAGCCGGCUCGUACGCAGUGCGUCAGCUCGGGCAAAGUUUGUGGAGCAUGUGGUUGGGUUUUUGGAGAAGUACGGCUUCGAGGGUCUCGAUCUGGACUGGGAGUAUCCGGUGUGUUGGCAGGUGGACUGUAAGAAAGGAUUCGCCGACGAACGGGAAGGUUUUACGGAGCUGGUCCGGGAGCUUUCGGAGGCGUUUAAACCCCGUGGGUGGUUACUUUCGGCGGCCGUGUCACCCAGCAAAACGGUCAUCGAUGCUGGGUAUGAUGUGGCCGAGUUGGCUAAAUAUUUCGACUGGAUCGCCGUGAUGACGUACGAUUUCCAUGGGCAGUGGGACAAGCAGACGGGCCAUGUCGCACCGUUGUACUACCAUCCGGAGGAUGAGAUUGAUUUCUUCAAUGCGAACUACUCGAUCAACUACUGGAUCGAUAAGGGUGCCCCCUCGAGGAAGCUGGUCAUGGGAAUGCCACUCUACGGGCAAUCGUUCCAGUUGGCCGACACGAAGCGUAAUGGUUUGAACGCGAAAGCACCCGGACCAGGCCAGGCGGGUGAAUUUACACGAGCAGCAGGAUUCCUGGCUUACUACGAGAUAUGUGAUCGCGUACAAAACAAAGGCUGGACGGUGGUGCAGGACGAACUGCAAAGAAUGGGACCCUACGCGUACAAAGGCAACCAGUGGGUUUCGUUCGACGACAAAGAGUCCCUUCUGCGAAAGGUGCAGUUCAUUCGUGCCAUGGAUCUGGGCGGUGGCAUGAUUUGGGCCCUGGAUUUGGAUGACUUCAAGGAUCGCUGCGGUCAUGGUAGUCAUCCCUUGCUGACGGCCAUUCGCGAGGGUCUUCGUGAUGCUCCCGAGGGAGCGGAUGUGCUUCCAUCGAUCGUGCCAGAUUCUAAACCCACUGAAAGUGGUCCAAUCAGCGGGGUGUCCGGAAGCGAAAGCUCAUCACCGGAAAAACAACAACCGGGUGCGGGCGAUAGCGCCGAGCUGGGCGAGAACUUUGUCGAUUCGGAAGAGUACAAAGUCGUGUGUUACUUCACGAACUGGGCCUGGUACCGGCAGGGGAUCGGUAAAUACCUGCCCGAGGACAUCGAUUCCCAGCUGUGCACGCACGUCGUGUACGGGUUUGCGGUGUUAGAUCGCGAAAGUCUCACCAUCAAACCGCACGAUUCGUGGGCGGAUAUUGACAAUCGCUUCUACGAGCGUGUGGUGGAGCUGAAAAAGCAAGGAAAAAAGGUGACGGUCGCGAUCGGUGGUUGGAACGAUUCGGCGGGCGAUAAGUACAGCCGGUUGGUGCGUAACGCCCAGGCCAGGAAGCGAUUCAUCGAGAACGUGAUGAAGUUCAUUGAAAAGUACAACUUCGACGGGUUGGAUCUGGAUUGGGAGUACCCCGUCUGUUGGCAGGUGGAUUGUAAGAAAGGAUACGCCGACGAAAAGGAGGGCUUCUCGAGUUUGGUGAUGGAGUUGGCGUCCGCUUUCAAACCACGCGGGUACUUACUGUCUUCCGCGGUAUCACCAAGCAAGAAGGUGAUCGACGCAGGAUACGACGUGCGCACGCUGUCCGACUACAUGGACUGGAUUGCGGUGAUGACGUACGAUUACCACGGCCAGUGGGACAAAAAAACGGGCCAUGUGGCGCCGAUGUACGAACAUCCGGACGAUUUUGAUAAGACGUUCAAUGCGAACUUCACGAUACACUACUGGAUCGAGCAAGGUGCGGAUCCACGAAAGCUCGUCAUGGGUAUGCCAAUGUACGGGCAAUCGUUUUCGUUGGCCGAUGUGAAGGAUAACGGGUUGAACGCGCCAACGUACGGUGGUGGCGAAGCGGGCGAUCAAACGCGAGCAAGAGGCUUCUUGUCGUACUAUGAGAUUUGUGCCAACGUGCAGAAGAAAAAUUGGGAAGUCGUACGGGAUCGCAAGGGCCGCAUGGGUCCGUACGCCUACAAAGGCGAUCAGUGGGUUUCGUUCGACGAUCAGUACAUGAUCCGUCACAAGAGCGAGUUCGUGAAGGCAAUGGGUCUUGGUGGCGCUAUGAUAUGGGCACUUGAUUUGGAUGACUUCCGGAAUGUGUGUGGUUGCGAGGAAUAUCCGCUGCUACGCACGAUUAAUCGCGUGUUGCGCAAUUAUCCUGGCCCCGGUCCAAAAUGUGUGCUUGGUUCUGGGAAACCCACAUCACCACCGAAGGAGCAACCAACGACUGCGAUGACUACCACCACGACGAGAAGAACAACGACCACACGGAGCACGACGGUGGCCACAACAACCAGGACUACUCCGAGGGCCGUUACAACGACACGGCAAACGACUCGAAAGCCCACAACGAGAACAAGUACAACGAUGAGAACUACGACGCCUUUCAUCGACGGUUUCGAGGGUGGCGAUUCGAGCAGCAACUGCGAUGGACGACUCUUUGUGCCACACGAAACGGAUUGCUCAAAGUACUACAUUUGUCAGCAUGGCAAGCGAUAUGAGCAACGCUGCCCAGCCAACACCCUGUGGAACGACGGAUUCUGCGAUUGGGCCGAAAAUGCGAAUUGCAAAAACAAACAACGUCCAGUGACCACGGCUUCGGUAACGCAACCUGAGAACAGCUGGAUGACCACCACGAGUCGGCCAACGACAACGACCCGCCGUACGACGACUCGUCAGCCAACGAACCAACCAUCGACGACAACGAGAAAGCCAGCUCCGUCGGUGCCGGAAGUCAGCACCGGCAACAGUGACUACAAAGUCGUGUGCUAUUUCACCAAUUGGGCCUGGUAUCGGCAGGGAGAUGGCAAGUACACGCCAGAUGACAUCGACAGCACGUUGUGUACGCACAUCGUGUACGGAUUCGCGGUACUCGAUCGGGAAAGCUUAACGAUCAAAACCCACGACUCGUGGGCGGAUAUCGAUAAUCGCUUCUACGAGCGCGUGGUGGAGCAAAAGCGUAAGGGCGCGAAGGUAACGCUGGCGCUCGGUGGAUGGAAUGAUUCCCUGGGGGAUAAGUACAGCAAGCUGGUACGGGAUGCAGCCGCUAGGGCGCGGUUCGUCAAGCACGCCGUCGAGUUCAUCGAAAAAUACGGCUUCGAUGGGUUGGAUCUGGACUGGGAAUAUCCCGUGUGUUGGCAGGUUGACUGCCAGAAAGGCUACCCCGAUGAAAAGGAAGGAUUCGCUCAACUGGUGCAGGAGCUUGCGGUUGCAUUCCGACCCAGAAGUUGGCUGCUGUCUGCGGCCGUGUCGCCGAGUAAGAUGGUGAUCGAUGCCGGGUAUGAUGUGCCAGUGUUGGCCGAAUACUUUGACUGGAUCGCCGUGAUGACGUACGAUUUCCACGGCAACUGGGACAAGCAGACGGGCCAUGUGGCGCCGCUGUACUACUACCCGGGCGAUACGUACGAUUACUUCAACGCGAACUUCUCCAUCAACUAUUGGAUCGAAAAGGGUGCACCGGCGAAAAAGCUGGUCAUGGGUAUGCCACUGUAUGGGCAGUCGUUCUCGCUGGCCGAUGCACGCCGGAAUGGGUUGAACGAAAAGUCGUACGGUCCGGGUGAGGCUGGUGAGUUCACGCGUGCCGGAGGGUUCCUGUCGUUCUACGAGAUAUGCGAUAAAGUGAACCGCCAUGGAUGGACCGUUCAGCGGGAUCCCGAGGGCAGGAUAGGCCCGUACGCGUACAACGGCAAUCAGUGGGUGUCGUAUGAUGAUGUGGACGAAAUUCGCAGAAAAUCUAAGUUCGUGAAACAAAUGAAUCUCGGGGGUGGCAUGGUUUGGGCGUUGGAUUUGGACGAUUUCCGCGGAAAGUGUGGAUGCGGCACACAUCCUUUGCUGCGGACGAUGAAUCUGGAGCUCGGUCGCAUCAGCACCCAACCACCAGAAAACUGUACCUAAU